GGGGGCACAAACCUGUGUCCCCUGCAUCGGCAGGCGGACUCUCAAACACCACGCCACCAGGGAAGCCCUAUUUAAUCCUAUCUGUUAAGAUGCCUUAGAAAAAGAACCAUGGAGAAGUAUGUUAGAGUACAGAAGAUCGGAGAAGGUUCAUUCGGAAAAGCCAUUCUUGUUAAAUCUGUAGAAGAUGGCAGACAGUAUGUUAUCAAAGAAAUUAACAUCUCAAACAUGUCCAGUAAAGAAAGGGAAAAAUCAAGGAGAGAAGUUGCAGUGCUGGCAAACAUAAAGCAUCCAAAUAUUGUCCAGUAUAGAGAAUCAUCUGAAGAAAAUGGCUCUCUCUACAUAGUGAUGGAUUACUGUGAAGGAGGGGAUCUGUUUAAACAAAUAAAUGCCCAGAAAGGCAUUUUGUUUCAAGAGGACCAGAUUUUGGACUGGUCUGUACAGAUAUGUUUGGCCCUGAAACAUGUACAUGAUAGAAAAAUUCUUCAUCGAGACAUAAAAUCACAGAACAUAUUUUUAACCAAAGAUGGGACAAUACAACUUGGAGAUUUUGGAAUCACUAGAGUUCUUAAUAGUACUGUAGAGCUGGUUCGGACUUGCAUAGGGACCCCAUACUACUUGUCACCCGAAAUCUGUGAAAACAAACCAUAUAAUAAUAAAAGUGACAUUUGGGCUGGGUGUGUCCUUUAUGAGAUGUGCACAUUUAAACAUGCAUUUGAAGCUGGCAAUAUGAAAAACCUGGUCCUGAAGAUCAUAUCUGGAUCUUUUCCACCCGUGUCUUUGCAUUAUUAUUAUUAUCUCCGCAGUUUGCUCUCUCAGCUAUUUAAAAGAAAUCCUAGGGAUAGACCAUCAGUCAACUCCAUAUUGGAGAGAGGUUUUAUAGCCAAACACAUUGAAAAGUUUCUCUCCCCUCAGCUUAUUGCAGAAGAAUUUUGUCUAAAAACAUUUUCAGGGUUUGGAGCACAGCCUAUACCAGCUAAAAGACCAGGUUCAGGACAAAGCUUGGCUUCUGUUGUGUCUGCUCAGAAAAUUACAAAGCCUGCUGCUAAAUAUGGAGUCCCUUUAACAUCUAAGAAAUAUGGAGAUAAAAAAUUACAUGAAAAGAAAUCACUCCAAAAACAUAAACAGGCCCAUCAAAGUCCAGUGAAGAAAGUGAAUCCUGGAGAAGAAAGGAGGAAACUGUUUGAGGAACCAGCAAGGAAGAGAAGGUUGGAAUUGAAUGAAAAAGAAAAGAAACAAAAGGAUCAGAUUAGUUUAAUGAAGGCUGAAAAGAUGAAAAGGCAAGAAAAGGAAAGGUUGGAGAAAAUAAAUAGGGCCAGGGAACAAGGAUGGAGAAACUUUCUGAGUGCUGGUGGAAGCGGUGAAAUGAAGGCUCCCCUUUUUGGCAGUGAUGGGGCUGUGGCUCCAUCAUCUUUUUCUUCUCGAGGACAGUAUGAACAUUACCAUGCCACUUUUGAUAAAAUGCAGCAACAAAGAGCAGAAGAUAAUGAAGCUAAAUGGAAAGGAGAAAUACAUGGCCGAAGGCUUCCAGAAAGGCAGAAGGGGCAGCUGGCUGUGGAAAGAGCAAAGCAGGUGGAAGAGUUUCUACAGCGAAGACGGGAAGCGAGGCAGAACAAGGCUCGGGCUGAGGGGCAUAUGGGCACCCUGCACAAGCUGGCAGCUCUGUUCGAAGGCAGGCGCAGCUCUUCACGAGGAGGGAAGCCGAAAAGCAAAGAGGAAGAGGUUUAUCUGGCAAGGUUGAGACAAAUAAGACUGCAGAAUUUCAAUGAUCGCCAACAGAUUAGAGCCAAGCUUCGUGGUGAAAAGAAAGAAGCUGACAGCUCCGAAGGACAGGAAGGAAGUGAGGAGGCUGACAUGAGGCGUAAGAAAGUGGAAGCGCUGAAGGCCCAGAUGAGCGCCUGGUUAGCUGUGCUGAAGGAGCAGCUAGAACACAGGAGGAAGGAGGCGUACGAGAGAGAGAAGAAGCUGUGGGAGGAGCAUUUGGUGGCGAAAGGAAUAAAGAGCUCUGAUAUGUCUCCACCUUCAGGACAGCAGGAAACAGGUGGCUCUCCAUCAAAGCAAGAGAUGAGACCUGUUAUUUCUGUGACUUCUGCUUUGAAAGAAGUGGGUAUGGACAGAAGUUUGACUGAUGCCCAAGAAACCGCAGAAGAAAUGCAAAAGACUAACAGUUCUAUUUUGAGUAAGCACAAAAUACUAUGUAGAUUACAUCAAAAUCUUAAAGCUCAAGAAGAUGCAAAUGGAAAGCAGAGUCACUCUGAAAUGGGUGCAAUAAUUGUUCACGAAGACGCCAAAGAGCAGGAAAAAGAAAAAUCCAUGUCAUCUUAUAGCAAGAAAUGGGAGGCUGGAGGCCACCUGGUGAUUCCUGUAGAUGAACUGGCACUGGACACGUCCUUCUCUGUGACUGAAAAACAGACAGUGGGAGAGGUUAUUAAAUUAGAUCCUGGUAGAUCUCCAAGAAAAGUCUGGGGAAAAAGUCCUACAGAUUCUGUUCUAAAGAUACUUGGAGAAGCUGAACUACAACUUCAGACAGAACUAUUGGAAAACACAACUAUUAGAAGUGGUAAGCAGAGAAACUGGUUGUUUUUCUAUACUAGAAAUAAUAUUAAAAAUGGAAUUGUAUUUUUAAAGAUGUGUCUAUUUUAAAUGAAUUGUUUGUAAUAG
Molecule: messenger RNA, 2658 nt
Organism: Mesoplodon densirostris (Blainville's beaked whale)
Lineage: Eukaryota; Metazoa; Chordata; Mammalia; Artiodactyla; Ziphiidae
Product: serine/threonine-protein kinase Nek1-like
Biological process (GO): protein phosphorylation
Molecular function (GO): protein kinase activity; ATP binding
Source: RefSeq, a predicted model, not a curated record